Molecule: messenger RNA, 423 nt
Organism: Manihot esculenta (cassava)
Lineage: Eukaryota; Viridiplantae; Streptophyta; Magnoliopsida; Malpighiales; Euphorbiaceae
Exons: 2
Coding region: 1-423 (140 amino acids)
Source: RefSeq, a predicted model, not a curated record
AUGCGUAGAGCUGGAAGUUUGCGUCCAAGGGUCACUAUUCUGUCAAGAGUGCUUACAGAUUUCUGGUUGCUGGGUUUCGACAUAGGGAAGUCCAGGAGAGUUCCGAUUGAUUCGAUGUGUCCGUUAUGUCAUGAGACUCCUGAGACUGUCUUGCAUAUUCUUGUUCAAUGUCCUUUUGCCCGCAGUUGUUGGUUGAGUUUGCCUUUGGGUUGGCCUGCAUUCUCUGCUGCCUCUCUUAGGGAGUGGUUCUCUUUAGCCUUCCUUACUGCUUCUGCAGAGAAUGCUUCCCUUAUUCUAAUGAUAUGUUGGGCUUUGUGGCAUAAUAGAAAUAAUGUUAUUUGGAAAGCUCAGAGUCGAACUGGGAAUGGUGCGUUCUUCAUGGCACUGAAUUUUUUGCAGCAAUGGAGGGGGGGCCUGUUCUGA